UGUCCGCGGUCACUGAGCACCUGGUACCGGUGGGAGAGCUGCUGUUAGUGGGGCUGACAGCGGGCCGUCCUGUCCGGCCAGACACCGCGCCGUGAGCCGCUACCUGCUGGAGCAACUAGCUGCGGAGCUAGCAGCGGCGGCUAACUGCGCGCGCAGCUCACCAUGCUAAAGUUAAGGUUUAGUUAGUCUGUUAACAGCAGCUAACUAACUGGUUAACAGCAGCUAACUAACUGGUUAACAGCAGCUAACUAACCCAGGGAGCUAACGAACUAGCUAAAGGUCUGGUUAUAACUUGUUCAGCAUGCAGCCGGCUCGGCGGGAACGAGAAGAAGGGGGCGUGGCAGACAUGAGUGACGUGGCGGAGGAAGCGGUGGACAGCUCUAAGGACCAGCAGGAGGAGGAGGAGGAGGAGGAGGAGGAGGAAAGUCCAGACCCAAGCAGCUCCAACAUGUUUGCUGUGGUUGAGAUCAUGGAGGGGAAGCGGACGAAGAAGACGGUGGAGCGGCUGGACUUCCAGGCUCCGAAACAGAUGGAGAAGCUGAAGAUCGGAGACGGUGGAGGAGAUAAACUGGGAGACAUUCCUCGUACCAACUACCAGAUCACCAGGAUGAAGCCGGAGGACCUGAAACCUCUGCACAGCAUCCUGUUCGACAGGCCAGGGAAGAUGGUUUCCAUCAAGAAGAACCUUCGGCUCUUCAACGGCUUUUCUUUUGACUCCAACAGCGCUGAGUUCAGCAAGAAACGAGACAAACUCCUCAA
Austrofundulus limnaeus is the source of this 759-nucleotide messenger RNA. Its product is annotated as protein DEK. Gene Ontology annotation, biological process: chromatin organization; regulation of double-strand break repair. The record is from RefSeq and is a predicted model, not a curated record. Gene Ontology annotation, molecular function: DNA binding; histone binding. Gene Ontology annotation, cellular component: nucleus. Lineage: Eukaryota; Metazoa; Chordata; Actinopteri; Cyprinodontiformes; Rivulidae.